This is a messenger RNA of Neoarthrinium moseri, 1158 nucleotides long. RefSeq lists its product as uncharacterized. The record is from RefSeq and is a predicted model, not a curated record. The transcript has a single exon. Lineage: Eukaryota; Fungi; Ascomycota; Sordariomycetes; Amphisphaeriales; Apiosporaceae. Gene Ontology annotation, molecular function: oxidoreductase activity. The coding region runs from base 1 to 1158 and encodes 385 amino acids.
AUGGCACCUUCUCUCCCAAAGAUUGACGCGAAAGGCAGGCCUAGAGCUUGGAAAGCCGAUGAGGUUCGCCGUGAUACGACAUGGAUACAGCGCCUCACAUCCAGCCAAGCCGAAGGGUUCACCGUAGCCCUCAAGCAUGCGAAAGAAAUAAACAAGCCUCUACUUGAAAUGACGCAGGAAGAUUAUCCUCUUCCGGAUGAUUCUCGUCGUGCUCUUGAACAGGCUAUAGAGACGACUCAAAGCCGGUGGGGAAUGUGCCUAGUCAAGGGCUUUCCAACAGAUGAAUGGACUGAGGCGGAAAUGCGCCUUGCGUACUGGGGCAUGAGUCUGUAUAUGGGUGUAGCACGGACGCAGAACCAAGCUAGCGAGGUUAUCAAUGACGUGCGAGACACCGGCGGCAGCUAUAAAGUCAAGGGUGGACGAGGAUAUAACACAAAUGCCGGACUCGACUUCCAUCAGGACUCAGCCGAUGUUGUCGCUUUGCUAUGCAGGCGCACUGCAAAAUCAGGCGGGACCAGCAAAGUAAUGAGCUCCAUUGCUCUACGCGAACAGGUCCAAGAGGUGCGUCCUGAUCUUGUCCCCGUCCUACAAGAAAACAGCUGGUUCCACAGCUUCCAGGGCGCACAGGACUCGAGUCAGCCAGAGUUCUACCGAUGUCCCAUCUUCGGGGACGAAGCUGGCUUCUUCUGCGCUCGUGCGAAUCGCAAAAAUGCCUUUGCUGCACAGCGUGAUUUCCCUGAUGUGCCCCGAUGGACAACACAGCAAGAAGAGGCAUUGGACUUGCUCGAUACCAUCAUGCCGUCGGAGGAGUUCUGCUACACCAUGGAGUUGGAAAAAGGAGAUAUGCAGCUCCUGAACAGCUUUGUGACUUUACAUUCGAGAACUCCCUUUGAGGACUACGAUGAACACGACGAGAAGCGCCAUCUUAUGCGUUUAUGGCUGUCGAUUCCUAUUUCACAGCCUCUCCCACUCCAAUGGGCAGAGUACUGGGGUGAUGUGAGAGCCGGGUCAGUACGAGGAGGUGUAAGGGGAGGUGGGAUUACGCCCGAGUUUUUGGAAUAUGAAAAGCGUCAGUCAGAUAUCAUGAAAAUGCCAUUCGCCCCAUGGAAUCCAGUAGUUCGCAAGGAAAACAUGGCAAAGAUCUUGUCGGCUUUUUGA